Jaminaea rosea is the source of this 432-nucleotide messenger RNA. RefSeq lists its product as hypothetical. Bases 117 to 353 code for a protein of 78 amino acids. The transcript has a single exon. The record is from RefSeq and is a predicted model, not a curated record. NCBI's taxonomy places the organism in Eukaryota, Fungi, Basidiomycota, Exobasidiomycetes, Microstromatales.
GCGAGACGGCCGCAAGAUUCAUCGACGAGAAUCCCUUCAUCGUCACAUCAGCCCGUCAGACGUGCUGAGCCGAGUCCAGAUCGGCUACCCGCGCGCUCGCCCACACCUCUGCAGCAAUGUCCUUCCGAGGAGGUGGUGGUGGUAGAGGAGGAGGAGGAGGAUUUCGUGGAGGAGCAGGAGGUGCUCGCGGUGGACGAGGGGGCUUUCGAGGGGGCAGGGGAGGGUUUGGAGCCCCUGCUGGACCGCCAGAGUAUGUCCAGGAGAUGGGCAGCUUCGUCCACGCGGUAGAGAGCGAGAUGCUCUGCUCCUCAACAAACGCAAAGCAGGUGCCGUAUUUCAAUGCUCCCAUCUAGUGAGUAUCGGCGGCGAGCAUCGAGAAGAGAAAGAGGACGCUGGAUACUGCAUUGAGUCGCGCAAUGCCGGCAGCCUUUG